AUGGACCACAGGCGGAAUUGGAUUUUGCUCGAUGCUUCAACCUCGCAGCCUAAUGCGCCUAUAAUGAUUAGAGACCGACGGUUCCGCGCAACCCCAUCACAAACAAGAGAAGAAGAAAGAAUAUAUAAUAUAAAUCAGCUAAACGAUCGUAUUCAGAAAAAAGUAGCGAAUAGCUAUGUCUUGGAAGACAUGACUGGGACCGGAAGGAAAGGUGAGCGAAUCGUGGAUGAAAGUUUUCGUUUCAUAGACGAUGAACAACAAGGCAGACACAACACUACUCCUGUUCCUCCAGAUAAAAACGAGUUGGAUUCGGGACUGCAAUCCGCUUCCGAUAGACUUGAUUCAUUGAUCUCUUGUCGGAAUUCGCACGGAGAAGUGGAGGCGAUUUUCGAGCGAAGGCAGCGACCGUUAGAUGAACUAGCGACGGCUAGAAAUGAUCCAUAUCAUGAUAGAAAUUUCACAAGGAAUUACACAUCAGAGAUUCCCGAACCAAUAUAUGUUCAACAUAUACCCUACGAAAGCAAACGCCAUGACACAUCCAGGGAAUAUGGCUCAACUUUAUUUCCUGAAUACGGUGAAUAUGAUAAUGGAAUUAGUCGAGAGUGGUAUGCCGCACGAAGACGGCCAUACUAUGAUCAUAGAUCUCAUCGGCGUUGCGACUCUGUUGAUUCUGGUAGUGUGAGAUUGAACAGGAGAUUCGGUCCUGCUCCCUAUCAGCAUCAAUGGAAAUCCAGAGCCAUUUCUCAAGAUUACUUGUGGGAUAAUACAUAUGGUUACAACUAUCCUGCCAGGCACGAGAAUCCUCGUCUGGCAGCUCACACGUUAAGGCGUGAACCAGAUUUUUAUGAUAAAUGUGACCUCUGUGCCUUCAAAAUUUUCCGAUCUGGAGACUACUGCCCCGCCUGUGGCAGAGUUUCUAGUGUCAUGAGAUCAUUAUCUAACAGAAUUCCUUCUUAUUUCAUUCCGAAAGAGCAAAUUUUGAGUGCUCGUCGGCUACAUAGAAACACAAGUCCAUAUACUCCACGCAAUAGAAGUCGAAGCUACUCUACACACGACAUUACUAUCCGACCAAAGUCCCCCAGGAGGCCUGCUAAGAGUCCUGUUUAUCGAUAUGGUGUGAGUGUUCCCGAGUCCUUGUACGACUAUGAAGCAUGGGCUCGCAAGGCUGAUCGUCGCCGAAUGCAAAAACGAGCAGCCGGUCUUGCACUCGCACUUCUGGCAGUAGCCUUGAUAGUGUCUGCAGGAGUAGUGCUGGCGGCAGUAAAUAAUUAG
Messenger RNA from Auanema sp. JU1783, 1272 nucleotides. NCBI's taxonomy places the organism in Eukaryota, Metazoa, Nematoda, Chromadorea, Rhabditida, Rhabditidae. The record is from the annotation of a GenBank genome assembly.